Molecule: messenger RNA, 3390 nt
Organism: Cryptotermes secundus
Lineage: Eukaryota; Metazoa; Arthropoda; Insecta; Blattodea; Kalotermitidae
Exons: 4
Coding region: 647-1612 (321 amino acids)
Cellular component (GO): nucleus
Molecular function (GO): DNA binding
Source: RefSeq, a predicted model, not a curated record
GAGUUGGCAACAUUGCUCGCACAGGAACAAAAAGUGUUUAAAGCGCAUGUAUGACAACCCGUUGGUGCUGGUACGAGUUAGGUUAAACACGAAAGGUAGGAUAUAUUACGUUUCGCUGUGAAUUCUAGAUCCAAAUAAUUUAAGUGACACGGGUGCCCUAUCUAAUCAGGAAAUCUAUAAUUGAACUCUUGCCUCGGCCCAGUAGGUUAGAAAGUUGCGGUAACUUCGUGCAAGUAAACUGCGCGGGGCGAAAGCGUCAAACUGUAACACCUAAUUUGCUAUUGACUUCGUUUAGACUCAGCUGUGGUUCCGAUGAACCGUCUCAUACGAACAGAUAUUCGGUUUUGUUAAUAUAGUAAGUGUGUGUGUGUGUAGAUAACAAAUAAUUGUUGCAUAAGUUCAAUGCUAUUCACGAUUCCUACGUAGGGCAACAAAAUUGUGUUUUAUAUUGUAGUUGAAAUGUAUUUUAGAAUCGGAGACAUAAGUUAUAAGUGUAUGUCAUAAAUUAAAAAAAAAAACAGGUCAGUCGUGGAAUGGCAAAUGAAUUUUCGAUGUAUAAGAGUUUUAAAAUAUGAGUUAACAGAAUUUGGGCACAACACUGGCCCGUUCUUGACAUGAACGUGAGAUUCUGAAAGUACUAUUAGGAAUGGAAGAGGCCAGAAGUUCGGAAAUUCCUUUCGUACCCGUGAACAAUUCGAGGCUCGUAAAACCAACUUAUAACAAGCGUGUUUUCACUUUAAGUGAAAAAGCGGCACUUAUAAAUUGUAGCGAAACUGAACGUUUAAGUGUAAAAGAACUAACAGAACGUUUUAAAUGUGGAAAGACUGCAGUGUAUGAAAUUUUAAAGAGGAAGUCUGAAAUACUUGAACAGUGUCUUUUAGGAGCUGGGUCACGAAAGAGAAAAUUCAGAAAAACAAGGAACGAAGAAGUGAAUAAAGCUGUCUGGCAGUGGUUUGUUGAAGCAAAAUCUAACAAUUUUAAUGUUACUGGACCAUUGUUACAAGCUCAAGCAAAACUAGCAGCAGAGCAUUUGGGUAAAACUGAUUUUAAAGCAUCAAACGGCUGGUUGGACAGCUUUCGUACUCGUCAUUCUAUAAGCUUCAAGCAGUGCAGUACAGAAUCAACCCAGGCUUACCCUGUGACUCACACUGAGUGGGACGAGUACUGUGAAAAGCGGGAGUUUGUAAACAUGAAGAAAGAACAAGAAGACAGUGAGACUGUAGAUCAACAAAGCAGUCCAGCCCUCAGCAGGGUCGAUGGGGAUUCAAAUUCCUCCUCUCCCACAACAUCCAGUCUCCCUGGGCCAUUGCUGUCUGUGGCAUCCAGGCCUGAGACCCCCUCUGUUCCAUGCACAAUGCUGCCAUCUUCUGUUCAUCAAUCUAUUGCUGAAUCUUCUGAAGCAGCUACAGAUCGAGUGUUAGGAGUAAACUUAGCUGAAGAUGAACAGACAUUACGGACUUUACAGUCAAGAGAAAGAGAACACCAACGACGCUUGGAAAUUAUGGAAAAAGAGCAUGAGAUAAGAUUGGAAAUUCUUAGAAUUGAAAAGGAAACUGCAGAGAUCAACAGGAAUAUUGCUAGAAAGCGACUAUUACAGCUCUCAGAAAAUUAAAAUCCUCUCCCCUCUCACCAAACCUACUCAUCCACUCGUGGAAACCUGCGUUCUUGUCCUGAAAUUGUUAUGUCUGGCUUGCAACGAAAGCAUUGGGUGUUCCACGAAGUCAAAGCUGGAGCAACAUGUACAAAGCACGCUACAUACAAAGAACAAGCAACUGAGUUCUUGGAAGAAGCAAGUACUCUUAACACAGAUGCAGCAGUCUUCAACCUCAAGAAAUAAAUUCUUCAAGGAUAUGUGCAAUUGGAUGGUGUCCAUGAACAGCCCCAUAUUUAAACUCCAAAUGCCCAAAUUUCAGUCCUUUUUGGAAAAGUACUGCAAGCAGCAUAUUCCAGGCUAGUUAACGCUUCGAAAACAUUAUGUUCCUGUCUGAUAAGAAGAUACCUUGGAAAACAUAAUAGGUAACAUAGGAGAUGCCUGUGUAUGGGUUGCUGUGGAUAAUGUAGAUCUCCAUGAAGACAUUGAUCGUGAGAAAAUUCCUUUAUUAAAAUAUGGACCAGUGAUAUCUGGUGACGUAGAAAGGUCCUUUUCAGCCUAGAAAUAUCCUGUCAGAUAAAAGACAUUCUGUGACCCCAGAAAGUAUGGAAAAGAUUCCAGUUGUGUAUUGUGCAUGAAAAAAGUCAGUGAUUGUGCCAAAGAUUGUAAAUAAAGGUUGCUUGCAAAACUAAAUAUUACUUUUAUGUGAGGUUACAUAUUUUAAUGAAUCAACAUAUUUUACUAUAUAUGUCAGAGGUUUUGUAACACAGUCAUGUACAUAUUUUGCAUGAUGAUACUACAUGAAAAUCCUAGCUCUAGUUAUGAAUGACGGGGGAAAAUGGGAAGUGAAAUAAUUAGAAAUGAAUUUCUUAGGGGAGAUGCUGGAAUUCAGAAUUUUUUACUAGAGUUAGAAAAUAGACAAUUUAAUAGCUUUAUGAUGUGAAAGGGAUGGGUAAGACAAGGAUAACAAGAAGGGCUUUAGAACUAAAAUUUAAAAUAAAGAGACAUGUGGGAUGACUCAGAAAAAAAUACUGGAAGACAUUGAGAAGAGAGGAAGAACUGGCAAGGAAUUAAAAAGGAAAGAUAGCAAGGAAGCAGGAUUGUGAUAAUCUCAGGAUUGGGUAGAGCUUUGACAUUCCUUUCUGACGUGUUUCUGGUCUUGCUUGGGUAAUACAGAAACUGCUUCUUCUUGGUAUCUCCAUGACAGUAGUUUAACACAGUUGAUUGCAAGUACAGGUAUUUAUUAACACUUCAAAUGAUUUGCACCAAAUUAUAAUGAUUAUCCAAACAUGGUUUAUUAGUAGGAACAACAUCUGCUUGCACAUUUAUGAAAUUGCUUUAACUGUUUAUACUUCAUACACUUUUGCUUUGGAAUUAUCAGUUUUUAGUUACUGGCUUCUUUAUUUUAAUUGGUGAUGACUGACAAAAUUUCGAAGUUGACUGGAGCAGGAUCCAACCUGUUUGUGCUCCAUGAAGGUCUGAAAAUGAGUCUUACCCCGAACAUCCUUUCACAGAUUUGCAAAUUUUAAAUAAGUAUGCCCCUCUUUGCAUUCUCAUUGGCUGAAUUCUUAAAAUUAGUACAACUCAAAAUACUCAAUUUCCCAAUCAAAUUUAAGGAGUCAGCAGUUUGGUCCUUAAAGGCUAUUUAAAAAUCAUGGUAAUUGGAUGGUGUAUAUCAGAGAUGACAUGUCUCCAGCACACCUUCUUUAAGUUUAUGAUGCCCAGAGCUUUCAGAGUUUUGAAUUAUGAAAGAACUUUCAAACUACACCAAAAUCUCAAAUUUCACUUGGCUCUGAAAG